GCGCGCGCAGGCCGGGCGGGACCGAGGCCGGGAGGCCGGGGCGGCGGGCGCGCAGCUCGGCGGGAGGCGGGCGCCCGGAGACGCGGCCGGGGCGCCGUCCCAGGGCAGGGCUGCCCGGCCGCGGCCCCGGGCCGCCCGCGCUCCCCAUGAAAACCCAGCUCCGCGGCCCCGCAGCGCGGGCGCCCAUGUCGGCCUCGGGCGCGGCGGCGGCGGCGGCGGCGGCGGCGGCGGCGGCGGCUGGGGGCACCGGGGCGGGGUCGGAGCCCGCUGCGGGGUCCGGGGCGGGCGCGGCGGCGGCGGCGGCGGCGGCCAUGCCCUGCAAGAGCGCCGAGUGGCUGCAGGAGGAGCUGGAGGCGCGCGGCGGCGCGUCCCUGCUGCUGCUCGACUGCCGGCCGCACGAGCUCUUCGAGUCGUCGCACAUCGAGACGGCCAUCAACCUGGCCAUCCCGGGCCUCAUGCUGCGCCGCCUGCGCAAGGGCAACCUGCCCAUCCGCUCCAUCAUCCCCAACCACGCCGACAAGGAGCGCUUCGCCACGCGCUGCAAGGCGGCCACCGUGCUGCUGUACGACGAGGCCACGGCCGAGUGGCAGCCGGAGCCCGGCGCCCCCGCCUCGGUGCUCGGCCUGCUGCUGCAGAAGCUGCGCGACGACGGCUGCCAGGCCUACUACCUCCAAGGUGGUUUCAACAAGUUCCAGACCGAGUACUCGGAGCACUGCGAGACCAACGUGGACAGCUCGUCUUCACCCAGCGGCUCACCGCCCACCUCGGUCCUGGGCUUGGGGGGCCUGCGCAUCAGUUCUGACUGCUCGGACGGUGAGUCGGACCGAGAGCUGCCCAGCAGUGCCACUGAGUCAGAUGGCAGCCCCGUGCCAUCCAGCCAACCGGCCUUCCCCGUCCAGAUCUUGCCCUACCUCUACCUCGGUUGCGCCAAGGACUCUACCAACCUGGACGUGCUCGGCAAGUACGGCAUCAAGUACAUCCUCAACGUCACGCCCAACCUGCCCAACGCCUUCGAGCACGGUGGCGAGUUCACCUACAAGCAGAUCCCCAUCUCUGACCACUGGAGCCAGAACCUCUCCCAGUUUUUCCCCGAGGCCAUCAGCUUCAUCGAUGAGGCCCGCUCCAAGAAGUGUGGGGUCCUGGUGCACUGCCUGGCAGGCAUCAGCCGCUCGGUCACGGUCACCGUGGCUUACCUGAUGCAGAAGAUGAACCUGUCGCUCAAUGACGCCUACGACUUUGUCAAGAGGAAAAAGUCCAAUAUCUCACCAAACUUCAACUUCAUGGGGCAGCUGCUGGACUUCGAGCGGACGCUGGGGCUGAGCAGCCCGUGCGACAACCACACCCCCAGUGAGCAGCUCUACUUCUCCACACCCACCAACCACAACCUGUUCCCGCUCAACACCCUGGAGUCCACGUGAGGCUAGGAGCCGGGGGGCCGGUCCUCCACGGGGCAGCCCACCACCCCUGCUGCCUCUGGCCUAAGCUGUUGCCUGGCCCCAGACUGAUGGGUGACAGCUUUUCUCGCUACCCUGGGGAGGUGGGCCCACAGCCAUGGCCACCCUCGGCAGGACGUUGUGGAGGGCCUGGGGCUCUCAAGCGCAUGGCUCUGGGAGUCCGGGGGGGCCUUAUCCUUGUUCAGGUCACUCCUUUCCGCUGAAGACCCAGCCCGUUUGGCUGGUGUUUUGUUUUAUUUUAGUUUUUUAAACACGUUCAUGGACCUGAGUUUACUUUCUAAUGUUGGCAGGUAAAUCCAAGCUCCGUGGAGCACAGAAUGUUCAAAUACUUCUUGACUUUUUCUUGUUUUUUAAAAUGAAAGUGUUAUUUUCAAGCUACAUGCAACAAACAAAUUGUACAAACCAGUAUUUCAUCCUUUCUUGAUCCCGCAAGAGAGAGAAAAGUAUUCUCAGUUUCGUUUUUCUAUUUCGAAAACCAGUUUUGUUUUGUUUUGUUUUUUUAAUGGAAAAGACAAACCCCAUGUUGAUCUUGACCAAAUGCGUUUUGCACAUGUAUGAAGCCUCUGUUUCUUGCAGCGGGCCCUUCUCGAGGGGCGGUCUGCUGCUCUGCCGCCAUGGGACCCCCAGUCAGCCCACAGCUCCUACCCUCCCGACUUGGCAGUGCAGUGCAGUGACGGUGACUGCAUGCACGUUGUGGCUGCCUGCCUAGAGGAUGGCCUUUGCUUUGGGGUCCCUGCAGACUCCCACGGGCAGGUGGGAGGCCCUGCCAGGUCCUGCUGGAGGUGGGGCCACAGGACACUGCCAAGCCGGUAGCAUUAGGCCCCUGGGGUCAGUCCCUGUCCAGGCCUGGGCCUGGGGCCCUGGGCCCUUUUCAGCAGCACCCACUCACUACCUUUGUUUCUGUCUCUCUCUCUUAUAGCGGAGAGUAGAGGCUCAGUGGCCAGAAAAGCUUCUGGGGGGCAGGGGAGGGGGCGGCCCUGCCUCCUGAGGUUUCUCUCCUCCAUCCUGGCUGUUGCUUAGAGUCAACUGCCACUCCCAGCCCUGGCCUGUGGAAGGCUGCCUUGUUCUCGUUGCCCAGGCCUUCUGCCAGGAAGCUCAUACCCAUUGCUGCAGUCCCAGGGCAGAGGCAGAAGGGGCGAGAAUGGACUCGUAAAAGGGGUGCGGAGCUGCCCACCCCUAGUUCUCACAGAACAAAGCCACGGAUUCCGUUACCCCCUCCAGUUUCCUUCCUUCAGCCUCACUUCUCCCAGGUGUCUGGACUGCACGGGGCCUGGGAGGGGUGAGCAGCCAGGCCCCAGAGGCAGCCAGUCUUCUGCAUGUGAGCAGGCCACGGAGACUCUGCCCCCACUGCAUCUUACCUCACGGGGUUGUUUUCAGGGAUUCUUUCGGGCAUCGGAUUCAGAUCUUGCCACAGUCGAGAAAUUGACAAAAAACGAAAAACCUUCCAUGCUGUACAUGGUUCUCUUUCUCUUUUUUACUUUAAAAAAACCCCAGAAAGAUGCAUCAGACUUGUAUAAAUGAGGGUAUGCCAAGAGGGUGGCCGGUUUUGCUUUAUGAUCUUAAUGAAGGAAAAUUUGUGACCCUACAUGUAUGUGUAUAUAUAUAUAUAUAUAUAUAUAUAUAUAUGUGUAUGUGUGUGUACACACACACACAUACACACACACACAUUCAUAUAUAUAUAUAUAAAAAUAUAAAUAUCCCGAGCCAGCAACGGGACUUUGUUUAUAUUGCAAAUAAAUAUUAUUUUUUCUUUAAAA
Messenger RNA from Erinaceus europaeus (western European hedgehog), 3211 nucleotides. RefSeq names its product dual specificity phosphatase 7 (gene DUSP7). Gene Ontology annotation, biological process: protein dephosphorylation; negative regulation of MAPK cascade. The coding region runs from base 147 to 1418 and encodes 423 amino acids. The transcript has 3 exons. Gene Ontology annotation, molecular function: MAP kinase tyrosine/serine/threonine phosphatase activity; protein tyrosine/threonine phosphatase activity. Lineage: Eukaryota; Metazoa; Chordata; Mammalia; Eulipotyphla; Erinaceidae. The record is from RefSeq and is a predicted model, not a curated record. Gene Ontology annotation, cellular component: cytosol; cytoplasm.